GACUCAGUGUACCUGCGCUGGGCUCAUCACCUGUACGGAGUGCAUGUCAGUAUACCCGGCGCUGGGCUCAUCAUCUGGCAGCUGUGUGCUGGGAUCAUAGCGCUGCAUUGGGCCGCCUGUACCCACCUUCUACCAGGGCAACCCUCAGCUUGCCCUAUGUUCGUUCCUUUAACCAUCAUUGCAGACCACAUUGACCAUCACUAGCAACAUAUCUCGUCACUCCAACGAGAUGACGAUGAAGAGGACUAAGCUGUAUUUCACAAGGGCCCUGCACCGCUUGCAAAAGGGCCCCGGUUACACCUACAAGGAGCUGCUGGUCUGGUUUUGCAACAAUACUAAUACUCAUGGGCCAAAGCGUGUGGUUUCUGAAGGACCAAAGAAGAGGGUCAUGUGGUUCAUAUUGACUCUGAUUUUUGCAGCCCUCGUAUUCUGGCAGUGGGGGGUUGUCAUUCAAACAUACCUGUCCUAUGGAGUCAGUGUGUCUCUCUCUAUUGGCUUCAACACCAUGGUGUUCCCUGCUGUAACUGUCUGCAAUGUCAACCCCUUUAAGUAUUCACGUGUUAAGCAUCUCCUACAUGAUUUGGAUGAACUGGUUGACACUGCAUUGGAUCGAAUCCAGUUUUCAAGUCAGCACGACUCUGGAAUACCAACUCCCAACAACACAAACCAGAAUGUGACCCUUGACCCUAGUCUGUGGAACUACAUGCCUCUAGUUGUCAUUGAUGAACAUGAUCCCAACAACCCAAUUGUCUACAACAUCUUUGACAGCAGCACAGAUUAUACCCAGAUCCAUAAUGCCACCAAAGGCAACCAGACAUUCUAUGCAGAGAGAUACAAAGUAGCCAUAGAACUGUGCACCAACAAUGGGACGCAGUGCAGCUAUCGCAAUUUUACAAGCGGUGUUCAAGCUAUUAAAGAUUGGUACCUACUUCAGUUUUCCAGCAUAUUUUCCCAAAUACCAGAAGAUGAAAAGGUUAAAAUGGGGUACCAGGCAGAGGAAAUGAUUCUCACCUGCAUGUUUGGAGGACAACCAUGUAGUUACAGGAAUUUCACCCAUAUUUUCCACCAAGAUUAUGGGAAUUGUUACAUCUUUAACUGGGGCCAAGAAGGUCAAGAGCUGUUAGAAUCUGCUAACCCGGGAGCUGAUUUUGGGCUAAAGAUGGUUCUUGACAUUGACCAGAAGGAGUAUAUCCCCUACCUUCAGAGCACAGCCGCUGCCAGAAUUAUUCUUCACCAGCAGAGAAGCUUCCCAUUUUUGAAGGAUCUGGGGAUUUAUGCCAUGCCCGGAACGGAGACCUCUAUAGCCGUCCUCGAGGAUCAAACACAACAUUUAGAGGCACCAUAUUCCUCAUGUACAGUAGAUGGUUCGGAUAUUCCAGUGACAAAUAUUUAUUCAAAAUUCAACAGUUCCUACUCAAUCCAGUCUUGCUUACGAUCCUGUUUCCAAGAAAUUAUGGUUAAGUUCUGCAAGUGUGCCUAUUACCUAUUUCCACUACUAGAUGGUGCUCAUUACUGUAAUAACCAGAAAGAUCCUGACUGGGUGCCAUGCUAUUAUAACAUAUGGGACACUGUAUCAUACAGAGAACAAUGUAUCAACACGUGUCAGCAACCCUGCAAUGACAGUAAUUACAAAAUGACCAUCUCCAUGGCUGACUGGCCAUCCGCAGCAGCAGAGGACUGGAUUUUUCAUGUCCUCUCAUAUGAAAAGGACUCCAGCACGGACAUCACUGUAAAUAGGGACGGCAUCAUGAGGCUGAAUAUCUACUUUGAAGAAUUUAACUACCGAAGUAUUUCAGAGUCACCAACCACCAAUGUAGUGUGGCUGCUGUCAAACCUGGGAGGUCAGUUUGGAUUCUGGAUGGGGGGCUCAGUCUUGUGCAUCAUUGAGUUUGGUGAGAUCAUCAUAGACUGCAUUUGGAUCACUAUCCUCAAGAUCCUAGCUUGGAACAGAGACAGAAGGCAAAAGAAGCGACGUCCACAGUAUAAUGAUCCACCACCAACCGUGGCUGAGCUGGUAGAGGCCUAUUCUAAUCCUGGUUUCCAGCAUGAAGAUUCAAAUCCAGUUACCAUGCCAAUACCUGGCACUCCACCUCCAAACUACGACUCUCUACGCUUGCAGCAGAUAGAUGCAAUUGAUGUCAUAUCCAGUGAUGAUGAAUCAUAAGGUUAUAAUUAUAUAAUGACUACUAACGCACAGUGUUAAUCUUUUAAUUAUCAACUAGUCAAUAUUUUCAAUGAAUCUACUAUUAUAAUAAUGUAUAAGAAUAAAUUAUAAUUACUGAGUAAUAGUUACAUGGCUUGACCACAAGAAGCACGUGUUUAGUGCUGAAGAAGUUUGACCAAAGAGACUACAUGUGUACUUUUUCAGUACCUUUUUAAUCUGGUCCAGUAGAGGGAUAUACUGUACAUAACCAGGCA
Rana temporaria (common frog) is the source of this 2418-nucleotide messenger RNA. It is a transcript of the gene SCNN1B, whose product is annotated as sodium channel epithelial 1 subunit beta. Gene Ontology annotation, molecular function: ligand-gated sodium channel activity. Gene Ontology annotation, cellular component: membrane. NCBI's taxonomy places the organism in Eukaryota, Metazoa, Chordata, Amphibia, Anura, Ranidae. The record is from RefSeq and is a predicted model, not a curated record. Gene Ontology annotation, biological process: sodium ion transmembrane transport. The transcript has 14 exons. The coding region runs from base 230 to 2164 and encodes 644 amino acids.